ACGAGGCCGGGGGCGGCGACGGCCUCGGGUGCCGCUCCGCUGCCGCGGAGCUCCCAACAGUGGCCGCCCUGGCAAGAGGAGAUCGACGUUGGCGCCGCUGGAGCUUUCCAGCAACAGGCGUGCCGCGCGGCCGGCGCUGCCCCCACCCCCGCUCCCUGCCCCGCGCAGCCCCGCCCCCGCCUCACUCCCCUCCGCCGCCCCACACCCCCCGACCGCCUCCCCCCGCACGCCGCCGCCCCCGCCCCCCGGCCCAGGCGCGGCGCGGCGGACAGGCGCGAGCGCAGCACGCGGACGUCGGCACCGGGCGGGCCGGCGGCGCCCGCGCGCCCCGCCAUCACGGUGGAGGACCUGCGGCGCGUGCAGCUGCGCAAGACGGCGACGUUGGAGCCCCUGGAGAGGAGGCCGUCGACGCUGCCGCCGCCGCUGGUGUCGCUGGAGCAGCUGCGCGGCGUGAGGCUGCGCCCCAGCCACCAGCGCGCGGGGAGCCACUCGCGCGCGGCCACUCCGCACCGCGCGUCCGCCACCGCCACGCCCGCCCGCCGGCGCACCCCCGACUCGCCCAGCAGGGAGAUGACUCCACAAUCUCGGGUUCUGACUAGUCUGGACACAAACUUGAAAGUGAAGAGAAAUUGUGCUGAGAUAUGCAAAGACAAUGCCAAGGAUUCUCCAAAUACCAGUUGCUCCAGAACGCCCAAAAGAAGUCGCUCUGGCACAUUUAUUGAAUAAAAAGCACAUUUAAUGCCUUUUGUUUUAUUUUUUAUAAGUUGCUGUAAAUAUUUGGUUGCAACAUAAUUUCACAAUUCAUUAUAGAUCAUGGUGUGAAAUUACGAUGAAGAUACACUAAUUAAUUCUGUGAUGUCUUCUGCUAUUGAUAGAAUAUGAUUAACUGUGAUAGAAAUAAAAAUAUUUACUGUGAUUAUUGAUGGAAAGGGGUAACCUAACCCUUGCAUAACAAAUUUACUAAAAAUGUGAAGCAAGUUUCAAGUCUAUGGCUGUUACAAAAAGAUCUCCAAACAAAAUAUCCAAAUAACUUUGCUUAACUAAAAAAUUUAUGAUAAUGCUAAGGAGCCUUUGACAUACUGCUAUGAGUGGUUAAGUUUAUAGUAUUACUAGUGCAUGUACAUUUAUUAUAUAAAAGUGAUGCAAGCUAUAUUAAUUUAUGUAUGAAAAAGUGAAUUAUUGUAUUUUUUUUUGUAUAUUAAAAAAGUGACCACAGU
Molecule: messenger RNA, 1217 nt
Organism: Gryllus bimaculatus (two-spotted cricket)
Lineage: Eukaryota; Metazoa; Arthropoda; Insecta; Orthoptera; Gryllidae
Source: the annotation of a GenBank genome assembly